Molecule: messenger RNA, 1487 nt
Organism: Papilio machaon (common yellow swallowtail)
Lineage: Eukaryota; Metazoa; Arthropoda; Insecta; Lepidoptera; Papilionidae
Exons: 3
Coding region: 64-744 (226 amino acids)
Source: RefSeq, a predicted model, not a curated record
CAAGUGUUUAUGUAAAUGAAAUAUAUUUCAAAUGAACGGAAGUGUCGGCCUUAAGUUUUAUGUAUGAUUUAUUCAAGCCCUUGGAUAAAUUUAUUUUUGCUCAUGGCAAUUAAAAUGGUGCUGUGUGGGGCAGUGGCGGGCGCAGACGAGUACCUGGGCGCCGUGGCGGGCAACGCGAGCCGCGUGCGCCGCGCGCCCGCGCACCACAAGUACACCGCCUCCAUGACGGAGGAGGAGAUGGAGGCGACGUCGUGGAAGCGGUCGCACUGGCGUGAGAUGCAGGCCAUCCUGCGGCGCGAGGGCGCCGCUCGCGACGAGGUCGAGUGCUGCCCCUCCGUCGUGCAGAUGGUGGAGACGAAGGGCGGCAAGACGCCAACCGGUCUUUACGUCGAGCUAUACAAGGACGGCGAGAACACUCAGCGGCUGUACGAGCUGUCGUGCGCGCCCGGCGUCAAGGACAUGCCGUGCCGCUUUGUCGACUCGCGGCUCUACAACCACUCCAAGUGCGUGCAGAAGUAUUCGUACUCGUACGCGCUGGUGCGGUACACGACUGAGGUGCCGCACAGGCAGCGCAACGAGGGCCACUUCUCCGUGCCCGGCGGCUGGUCAAUGGACUACGUGAUAGUGCGCGCCGGCUGCGAGUGCCAGAUCAAGCCGCCGCGCAAGGCAGCGCACCGCAAGCGUCUCGAGCGCCACCGACAGAGGAGGAAGAACCGCCGCCAAGAGGAGGACGAUGACACUUGACGCGCAGUGCACAGCGCAGUGCAGUGCAGUGCAGCACAGCGUAGUGCAGUGCAUAGUUCAGUGCAGCGCAGUGCAGUGCAGUGACACAGUUCGUAAGGACAUUGAACAAAUUGUAUUUAGUUUAGUUAUCAGUGUUGUGUCGUAUCGUUUCGAUAUUGUCUUCGCACGUAGCUAUUUUACAUCAUCGCGAUAAUUUUUUACAAGUAUCUUAAAUAUCGCUUAUAUGCCUGCUUAAUUACUUCCAUAGUCCAAAUUCAAGCAGUCUUCAGGUAGUGUGAUCGUUAGGUCUGUUACCGAUAUUGUCGAAUAAACCACCGAAAUGUACUCACAUAAUUCAAUUAAGAUCCUUCAUCUUCAAUCGAACCCUUGACCUCACAAUUUAUAGGCAUUUAAAUCCAAAACAGUAAACUCGCACGUAGACAUAAUAACGACUAUAGAUACGUCACAACAUAAAUAAUCCCACGUUACCGAUGCCGAGUCAGGAGCCGCUAUCGGUUGAUGUAUUUCAAUGUAUUUAUUUUCGGAACUCAAGUCUAUUCUAUUACGCUUCUUAGCUCAUAACCACGGCCGUGCCUUAUCGCCUGCGCCUUUACACCAACAUUGCCAACAUUACUAAAUCGCAUUAAUUCUAUUCAAGAUCGCACGUAAAAUACGCCGCCAAUUUAUUUUUAGAUUAUACUAAAAUACAAUUCAUAAUUAUGUAUCAUUUACUGUAAACUAUUAAAUAUUCAAAAAUACAGCAG